AUGGCAGACACCAGAAUGGACGAGUAUGGCAGUGUUGUUGCCUUCGAAGGCCCCCUCGACGUUGUGUCAACUCAGCUCCGACUGCUGCCAACCUCACCCCAGAUUCUCAUUCUUCCCGCGAUUCAGCACUACAUUCCCAGUAAUGACUCGGACAAGGCGUUCGAGGUGCGGGCCUAUGUUCGAAAGGUUCACGAUGCCCUUUCCGCCCGUCAUGAAGCUGCACGAUGCUUCUUACAUGGAGCAACGACGUCGAACAAGCGACUGGCAUUUCUUAACGGUGGCACGCCCAGUGCCCACGCCCUCUGUAUCAAAGCUAUCAUGAAGCACGAGACGAGUGGAGACAGGGUAGAGGCGGAAGCUGUUUACGCCCAGUUGGCCAAGGACGGCCUGGCCGGUCUCGAGGCUAAGAGCCAAAUUCACAGCCACGCCAUUUCUGGAGAUGCCGCAACGUUCAACGAAGAGUUCAAUGAUCCCAUAACGAGGGCCAUGAGAGCCGCCGAUGACCUGGACCGACAAACAGCCAACUUGCAACCACAUGACUUGCUCGACCUUGCCGCGACUACUCGGCCGCGAAGUCUGAGCCUACCGCUGUACGGCUACUCGGAUGGCUUUGGCGACGCAGCUCCGUUUUUCCUCUUUGGCGCGCAAGUUGAGGACGAAGAAGCUAUGGAUGACGACGGCCCUCUGACCCCCGAAGCGCCAACCUUUGCCGCCGUUGACUACAACCGACCGUCGAAAAGGCUGAUGCUGGACUCUGCAGAGAUCAGGCCGGCGUCGCCCUGUGGCGUUGUCCACAAAUCUCCAGUCAGCUCGAGCCUUCGGGUGUCCCGUGACAUUGAAAUGCUCUCUCCCAGAUCCGAAUUACUCAAUGCCGGCACACAUGAUCGCAGGGGAAGCGGAGAUUCUAUGACGCACGACCUGCGCGCAUCGGUUGGGAGCUCUAAGGGAGCGCCGCACAGAGUCAGGUCACUGGAUAGAAUCUACCCGCUCAGUGCCAAGUUGAGAGACCUUUGCAUCUCAGAAGCUUCCGCAGAGAUGGAAGCAGAGCCUAAUGCUGCCCGCCGUUCCCAGUCUUUCAUGGUCUCGGGCGAAGAGGAGCCUACGCUUAUCCGGAGGAUAAGUUACAUCGAUCGACGACGAACGGUCCGAUCCAAGGGUCGCCAACCGUCGAUCAAAGUUGACCAGAAUCUCCUGGACAGAAAGACGAGAAAAGGCCACAAUACCAUUGGGGCCUUCCCGGGGACUGAGGAACCCUUCCAGCCAUUACUGCCUUGGGUGGAAGACCUAGUUGUAUACUUCAAGGACGAAACGCCAAGCCCCUUGCUCUCUUCAAUCAUCAAAUCGUUCAAGGCCGGCAACUAUCCCAUCCUGUCGUCUUCCUCAUACUCUCCGAUAAUUCCUGGUGCAACGACCCUUCACCAGCCCACCGCACUUGACCAAAGAUAUCACGACAGAGCUCACGAGACCUCUGUACUAAACACAGCAGCAGAUGAUGAUGAUCUGAAUCCCUUCACGCACAUUCGAGAAGUGCAUCCGCCGAAGAGAAUCGUUCCGACGGUUAACGUCGUUCGGCCUCCGACGCCAGCACAAACACCACCUCCCUGCAUCGCAAAGGAGGAUAAGUUCUACGAUCUCGAGAUUAUAUCUGGGCAGACUGCCGUCGCCAUCCAGAACUCGCUUCGAUCGAUUUUGAGCAAGUACUUUUCCCCAGAAUCAGAGGGCUACCGCCAAUUCCAAUUUUCUCUGCUUCCCGAGUUCGGUGGGAUGUGGAAGCCGGUCUUUCGAGAAACCGAGUCUCGACACUCGCAAAAGGAGCCCAACCGAAGAGUCGAUCCCAUUCUGGCGAUUGGGUCUCAACAAGGUGUGGACAAAGUGUAUUCGUCCGGAAUCGUCAAGCGGCUGGAGUCAAUUGGUACGAAAUCGAGUGAUCGCCAGGGCCGCAGCGGUCGGGUAGAUUUCCGCAGGUACCUACUUGCCAAUGCCAUGCAAGCAUUCACGGCUCUUCCUCUGACGAACCAGACAUCCGAUAACCCGUUCACCAACUCGUACCUUCUGGCGACGCUGCUUAUUCCCCAUCUUGAAUCGUACUUGGCACUCCACCCAGAGAUCCGGUAUCUCUUGCUGGAGUACCCGCCCGAACACUUGCCCACCAUACUGGCCUUGCAGAAGUUGGCAGGCGUAGAGUUCAUCAAGGUGGCCCAAAUUGUUGACCCUAACAAGCCGGACCGCCUACCGUUCACACAGAUCGGAGGCCCUGCCAUUGGAGCCAAAGCCGAUGCCAAAACACCCAGUCUCUCACCACAGGCAUCGAGCACGGAUAUUACAGUCUCCAACGCAAAUUUCUUGCUUGCGUCUACAGCUACUGACAAAGACAUUGCAAAGUUCAUCUCUACCGUCUGGAACAUCCACGUUGAGGACGGCGUCUCCGGGUCUCCGCCUCGAAAGCAAACCUCGCCCGACAGAAACAGCAGGAAGUCGAGACCCGCCCCGUUGGAUGCCCUGUUUACCAGGUUCUCAAUGUCCACCGAGCUCGAACCAUCGCCUACCUCAGCUGAAGCCUCUUCCAGUCCUGGAUCGCUGACGCUGUCUUCUCGGCGCCCGUCGUUUACGGACAAUCUUAUGACACCUCAGUCAGACACAGUACAGAGUCGUGAAUUCACGCGGCGACAGCUCCGUGGUGACGUGCUAUCAAUGGCUACCUUUGAUAGUGCAGAUACCGAGUUGGAUCUGGAGGAGCGUAGGCUCAUGCCCAUGUUCAUGAAACCCGCCGAACCGAAGAAUAAUACCCGGAAAGCUCUCAAGUUUCUAGGCUUGGAAUAG
Messenger RNA from Trichoderma citrinoviride, 2820 nucleotides. RefSeq lists its product as hypothetical. The record is from RefSeq and is a predicted model, not a curated record. NCBI's taxonomy places the organism in Eukaryota, Fungi, Ascomycota, Sordariomycetes, Hypocreales, Hypocreaceae. The transcript has 2 exons. The coding region runs from base 1 to 2820 and encodes 939 amino acids.